Molecule: messenger RNA, 279 nt
Organism: Strongylus vulgaris
Lineage: Eukaryota; Metazoa; Nematoda; Chromadorea; Rhabditida; Strongylidae
Source: the annotation of a GenBank genome assembly
AUGACACGAUUGUACAGACACCUAUUGUCCGAUUAUGAACGAGAAGUACGACCAGCUAUACGAUAUGAUCGUACAAUCAAUAUUACCUUUGUGUUUUCGCUAAAACAAAUUAUUGAUGUGGAUGAGCGCAAUCAAAUUCUGACGACAAGCGCAUGGGUUCGUCAGAACUGGUUCGACUACAAACUGGUUUGGGAUCCGAGGAAGUUUGGUAAUCUGAGAAAAAUACACAUACCUCAUGAGAAAAUCUGGCUUCCCGAUGUUAUACUGUACAAUAAGUAA